Molecule: messenger RNA, 1385 nt
Organism: Tachysurus vachellii
Lineage: Eukaryota; Metazoa; Chordata; Actinopteri; Siluriformes; Bagridae
Gene: pdhb
Product: pyruvate dehydrogenase E1 subunit beta
Exons: 10
Coding region: 62-1144 (360 amino acids)
Biological process (GO): pyruvate decarboxylation to acetyl-CoA
Molecular function (GO): pyruvate dehydrogenase (acetyl-transferring) activity
Source: RefSeq, a predicted model, not a curated record
GGAUAAUAGAAUUUUACAGCCCCGCCUCCGAAUAGAGGACAGUGGGACAGUAAAAACAAAGAUGGCGUCGCUGAGGAGUUUUCUUCGCACUGGGAAGGGCGCCGUUUCAGCCGUCAUACGGAGGGACUUUCACAGGACGCCCUCUGCUUCUGUGCAGGUAACUGUGAGGGAUGCUCUUAACCAGGCUUUGGACGAAGAGCUGGAGCGGGAUGAGCGUGUGUUUCUGCUUGGUGAAGAGGUUGCACAGUACGACGGAGCCUACAAGGUGAGCAGAGGUCUUUGGAAGAAGUAUGGAGAUAAACGCAUCAUUGACACACCCAUCUCAGAGAUGGGUUUUGCUGGCAUUGCUGUUGGUGCAGCCAUGGCAGGACUGAGGCCAAUCUGUGAGUUCAUGACCUUCAAUUUCUCCAUGCAAGCCAUCGACCAGGUUAUCAACUCUGCUGCAAAGACGUACUACAUGUCAGCCGGGCUGCAGUCUGUGCCCAUUGUGUUCCGAGGGCCCAAUGGUGCAUCUGCUGGAGUAGCGGCACAGCACUCGCAGUGUUUUGCUGCCUGGUAUGGCCACUGUCCUGGGUUAAAGGUCAUAAGUCCCUGGAAUGCAGAGGAUGCCAGGGGGCUCCUUAAAUCAGCCAUUCGUGAUGAUAAUCCAGUGGUUUUACUGGAAAAUGAGCUGAUGUACGGUGUGGCCUUUGAUUUGUCUGAGGAAGCACUGUCCAAAGACUUCACCAUCCCCAUCGGAAAGGCAAAAAUUGAGAGAUCAGGAAGUAACAUCACUCUCGUCUCACAUUCCCGAAUGGUUGGUCAUUGUCUUGAUGCUGCUGCUGUCCUGGCCAAAGAGGGGAUUGACUGUGAGGUUAUAAACCUGCGCACCAUCAGACCCCUUGAUGUAGAAACUAUCGAAACCAGUGUGAUGAAAACCAACCACCUGAUAACAGUUGAGGGAGGAUGGCCCCAGUUUGGAGUCGGUGCUGAGAUUUGUGCCAGAAUCAUGGAAGGUCCCGCUUUCAACUACCUGGAUGCCCCUGCUGUCCGUGUUACUGGAGUGGACAUCCCCAUGCCAUAUGCAAAGAUUUUGGAGGACAACAGCACACCACAAAUCAAAGACAUCAUCUUUGCAGUGAAAAAGACACUGAAUGUGUUGUAGGCAGCAAAACACUGUUUUUACACACUUUCAGGAAAUUUUGCUCUAAACUCUGUUGCGAGUCCCCCAGCUACCAAAUAAUAAGCCAGAAAGGAUGUACUAAGAAUACUUUAGAAUCUCAAAUGUGUAUAAUGGUCUUUCUGUUACAUGAUGAGUCUCAACCAAUUAACCAGUGGAUGUCUUGUUGUAUCUGCAAGAUGCCUUUUGUCAUAAAAAGGAUAUUUAUUACCAGUGGGUAAAACCA